This is a messenger RNA of Manis pentadactyla (Chinese pangolin), 3718 nucleotides long. RefSeq names its product sodium/potassium transporting ATPase interacting 1 (gene NKAIN1). Gene Ontology annotation, biological process: regulation of sodium ion transport. Bases 644 to 1267 code for a protein of 207 amino acids. The record is from RefSeq and is a predicted model, not a curated record. The transcript is spliced from 7 exons. Lineage: Eukaryota; Metazoa; Chordata; Mammalia; Pholidota; Manidae.
ACUCCUACUUUGUUAAGAGAACUGAGGCCCAGAGAGGUGACGUGAUUUGCCCAAGGUCACACAGUGAGUGAGCAGAGAGGCAGGGGUUUGACCCAGGGCUGUCAGCCCCCGAGCCUGAGCCCUUCCCUCUUCUGCCCCUUCCUCGCCCCCGACUCGCACCUCCCUACCCCGGCCCCCUCCCCGCUGCUCCCGCGGCCGCCCCGCCCCACCCGUCCUCCCUUUCCUCCCUCCCUCCCUGUGGCCGCGGCGGAGCCACGUGGUGGGCCGGGAAGCCGCGGCCGCUGCCGAGCGCCCGGGCGGCUGCCCCAGCUGGGCAGUGUUGCUCUGCGCUGCGCCGCGCUCGGUGCCUGCGCUCCCCGCUCCGCUCUCCCCGCCAGCUGCCCCGGGGCAGGAGGCGCGCCUGGCCGGCCAGACAAAGGAGGCGCGGCAGAGCCAGCGCGCGGGCGGACAGACCAUGGACUCUGAGCGCGAGCGGCCGGCCCCUGCGCUGAGGAACCCGCGCUCCCGGGCCCGGCCCUAGGUGCCCGGCCCGCCGCCCCGGGCGCCCAGCGAGGAGGACGCAGAGCCCGCCAGGCGCGGAGGCGGCGGCGGCCGCCGAGCCAGAGGGGCGCCGCGGUGGACGGCCCGCGCGGCCCCCGGAGCCAUGGGCAAGUGCAGCGGACGCUGCACGCUUGUCGCCUUCUGCUGCCUGCAGCUGGUGGCUGCGUUGGAGCGGCAGAUCUUUGACUUCCUGGGCUACCAAUGGGCUCCUAUUCUAGCCAACUUCCUGCACAUCAUGGCAGUCAUCCUGGGCAUCUUCGGCACUGUGCAGUACCGCUCCCGGUACCUCAUUCUGUAUGCAGCCUGGCUGGUGCUCUGGGUUGGCUGGAAUGCAUUUAUCAUCUGCUUCUACCUGGAGGUUGGACAGCUGUCCCAGGACCGGGACUUCAUCAUGACCUUCAACACAUCCUUGCACCGCUCCUGGUGGAUGGAGAAUGGGCCAGGCUGCCUGGUAACACCUGUCCUGAACUCCCGCCUGGCCCUGGAGGACCACCAUGUCAUCUCUGUAACUGGCUGCCUGCUUGACUAUCCCUACAUCGAAGCACUCAGUAGUGCCCUGCAGAUCUUCCUGGCUCUGUUCGGCUUCGUGUUCGCCUGCUACGUGAGCAAAGUGUUUCUGGAGGAGGAGGACAGCUUUGACUUCAUCGGUGGCUUUGACUCCUACGGAUACCAGGCUCCCCAGAAGACAUCGCAUUUACAAUUGCAGCCUCUAUACACGUCGGGGUAGCUUCUGCCCCACGCCCACCUUGGCGCCCAGUGCUUGGUGGCUAGACUGACAGCCGCCGCAGCGAGCUCGGGGCCAAGAUGGCAGGCGCGCACCGGGCGGCUCGCGGACGCCUGCAGCCUGCGCCGCUCGGUGGGCCGGGAACUUGGACUCACUUGGCCCUUCACAGCACGGACUUCAGGGGUGGGGUGCGGCCGGGUGGGGGAGGGGAUCGCGGGGUUUGUAUUUUUUUUAUCUCCGCCUUGGCGUGUGCUGGGGCCUCCUUCCCUUCUCCCUUUACCUCUUCAGCCAACAUCCAGUCCCCUGUACAAGAGAAAUGGCAGGACGGACAGAUACCCUAUCUCACCACACUCACUGACCAGCUCUGGGAAGAUUAUCCUGAACUAGGGGCAGCAGUCUGGGGUUCUCAUCAGUGACUCUGUGUGACAUCUGGCAAGGUCCUUGCCUUUUCUGGGCCUCAGUUUCCCUCAAACAAUUAAAAUAAGUCCUCACAGAUGGAGCUCUUUCUAGCUUUCUCAUUUGACUCAAUUCCCUGGGCUAGGCUGGGGAUAUAAUUGCCAUUUUGCCAAUAUGGAAACUGAGGCCCAGAGAUGUGAAGCUAUUUGCUUGAGGCCACACAGCUAUGCUCUUGGUGGAGGCCUUGAACACAGUAUACUUUCUGUAGUUUCAGACUCAAAAACCCAGUGUCUGGUCUCUGAAUUCCAUCCAAUCCCCUUCUAGCCUGGACGCCCUAGAACCCACUGGAUGUACACCACACACACACACACACACCACUGCCACCACCUGCCAGCACCUCUCUUAAAGCAAUAUACCAGUUCUCUUGUUGGGAACCGGAUGGACGGAGCACUGAGUCCUGAAUUCAACCUGCCCCACAGGAAGCCUUCCUUGAUUCGGCCUCUGUUCACCCUUGCCAAACUCUCUCCAAUAUAGGGGGGGCUACAACUCAUUCACCUGCCUCCUUCUAGGUCCCUAAGGCUGCACCCAUGAUUCUCUACCCCUCAGCAACUCCACCAACCCCUGGUGGCUCCAUCCACCUCACCAGUUAGAAGACCUGUGCCUCCAGAACAGAAGAGGGCUUGUCGGUGCUGCCCAGUCACCAGUGUUGACAGACCACCAGCAUUUAUGACCACAACGUCUAGAAGUGACCUCUAACAAGCCCAGAGGAGUUCUGAAGAGGCAGAAUGGGUCAUGGUUGGGGGUCGGGAGGCCAGCACCCUUCCUUGAGAGCAAGCAGGGAUGAAAGCUCAUACCCCCCACCUCCCUCUACUGACACCCCUGAGCACCAUGUGUCCUGUGCACUGGCCAGUGAGUCCAAGAGCAGAAGGAUCAGGCUUCAGCUUCCCAGUCUGGGAAAUAGGAGUGGGGACUAGAAAGGAGGGUGGGAGGCACAGGGAAGCUGCAGGGAAACAGUUUACACACCUGAGCUGGUCCGUGGUGAGCACUCCAUUCCUGGCUCUCCACCUUGCAGUAACAUUCCCUACUGUCUAAGGCCAAAAUAGGCUAGGCUAGGACCCCACCUCACUAUCCUAUCUGCAGUGCUGUGCUAAGGAGCCAGCCUGAGGAAUUCCUCUAGUCCCAGAUGGUCAGCCCAUGUUUUUAUGGGUAUACCUCAAGAAGGGGGCGGUUCCCUUUGGGCCUGGCUGCUACCUUGUUACUGUGCCAACUCCUGCCUCCACCCCCUUUCUCUACUCUUAGCCCCAAGCCCCCUUUCUACUCAACAGGUUUAGCCACUGGUGCUUUGAAGCCUUUUGUUUUUAUAAGACAGUUUUUGCAAGGGGCCAAGUUCUCUUCUCACUGAGACCUUACAAGGCAGGGAGUGUUCCCCUGGUUUCUGUGCAGGUGGGCUGAUUAAAGAUGAUGUUUUCUUCUCUAGCUUCCUGUUCUGCUCUGUGAGUCUGUAGGGUCCCUGCAUGAGAGUGGGCAGGGGCUGGGAGUCAAUGUGCUUGUCAUUCUCAUGCCUGGGGCGUUGGGCUGUGCCUCUGACUGGCUGUGUAGCUUUGUGUAAGUCACUCUGCCUCUCUUUCCUCAUCCAUAAAAUGCAGAGGUGAGACUAAAUGAGUGGGUUCCCAAACCUUGCUUCACAAUCCCUUGGAGAAACUUUCAAUUUAUUUCUCUGAUUUUAAGUUUAUGCUUCCAAAUAUCCUUUGGAUCUUGGCCCUGCCCUCUUCCUGACAAUUCAGUUCCUGACUUGGAAUGAGCUGGCAGAAGGUUGCUUUAGAUAGACUCCUGGGACCUCCUGAAUCCUUUCUGGUGAUACAGCCAGAAUCAGUUUUUUGAAUUUUUUUAAAUUGCAUUUGCUUGCGUGAACAGGUAAUAUGUGAAUAUGGUGCAGAAUUCGGAAAGUUCUAGGGGUUUGUGUCCUCUUACUUGUUUCUCGUAUCUUUUCAAAGAUAGUCAAUUCUUUUUUUAAGUUACGUCAAUAUUUUUCUCCUUUUCACAAAAAUGGCAACAUAU